AUGGAAAUAGGCAACGAAGAGGAGAAGCCGAAAAUGCCGAAAAAUUCUAGAAGACUGCUUUGCCCGGAUACGUCUGAACUCCCUGAAGAAGUUCCGGAAGGGCAGCAACUUGACGAAGUGGGAAGUGAGGAAAUGGAGCCGGCGAGCACGGCCCCAAAAAGACGCGGAAGACCUCCGAGAAAAGCUGCGGAAUCGGCGGAGGAUACGGAACCGGCGACAAGGCGAAAUGGCCGAACUUCUCGAAGUCGGUCGUCCACCUCAGGGGUCAAAGCUACCGCUACGGUUCCGACUACGCGGCGCUCCGCUCGACUGAAGGACACUGAGGAGCCAGCUUCUGAAGAACACGACGAAGAUGCCGGGCAAGCAGGAGAAGACGAACACGCCGAAGAGGCUGACCAACCUGGCCCCUCGUCUGCACCUGUACAACAAGAUGAAGAAGACGAUGAAGAUGAGGAGGAUGAUGACGACCCCCUUGACCUUGAUGAGCAGUGCAUGGCGCACAAAGAAUGCGCGCUCACGAAAGACAUGAUGAAGCACUGGCGCACCUGUGUGAAUGGGUGCUUCAUCUGCAACGAGCCGCACCAGGCCCACGUGCUACGCCUUGAUGAGAACAACUACCCACCUCCAGACGGACAGCGCAAAGUCGAAAAGCCUUGGCACCGCCCCCACGGUCCGGGAGUGCGAAAUAACGUCGUCUACGGCUACACGAAGGUCAUCUUCCCUCCAAAUCCCCAGAUUCAACACAAAUACGUCAUCGAGGAGGCCAAACUGGCGUGGGCCGAGGAGGAGGCCAUCUACCGGACGGCCGACACGCUCGAGCAGUACAAGGAAAUGGUGCAGCCGAGAAUGGAUGCGCUGGCAGCGCGAGGACGG
Molecule: messenger RNA, 873 nt
Organism: Mesorhabditis spiculigera
Lineage: Eukaryota; Metazoa; Nematoda; Chromadorea; Rhabditida; Rhabditidae
Source: the annotation of a GenBank genome assembly